UGAAAUUUUGCAUCUUUCGGUUACAACGAGUUGUGGUCUCCUGCUUGUUAAUGGCGUUGGUGCAGAGGCUGCGACUGUCCUGGUCGGCUCUUGAAUGCGCUUUGCUGCAGGCUUUCGGAGUUCAACGUCGUUUGGUUCCUGCUCUGGUGAUAGAAGCUCCAGUAAGCUUCCCUCCCUAUGAAUCUGAAUCCUGUGACAAUGACCAGAGUGACAGCUCCAGCUUCCUUGAUAGUAUCUUCUGGAUGGCAGCACCCAAAAAACGGCGUACAAUUGAAGUCAAUCGCUGCCGGAGGAGGAGUGUUCAGAAGUUAGAAAAAGUUAAGAACAACAUAGAGGUCUGUCAAGAUUGCGGACGCUUGAAACUGAAGCAUGUCCUGUGUGCCUUCUGCUAUCAAAAGGUUGUACAUGAAACAGCUUUGAUACGAGCACAGAUUCAGGCACUGGAAGGAAGGCCACACAACACUCCCCCUGUUGAAAAUGUUGUACUUUACGCAGGAGAAAAGGCUACAGAGGCUGAUGAAGGAAAGCGGAUCAUUGAAAGGAAUCGAAAGCGCCCAGCAUGGUUUACAGUAGACUCUUGAUGUGAGCACUGCAUAAAAGGGAAAACUAUGACUUUUUGUUUAUAUAAUACAGGGAUUAUUAAAAUGUACCACAGUUACUUAAAAUAUAAUUUAAGUAUCCUGUUGUUGAUUAAAGAAAAUAUGUUUCGGGAAUUUAUGCUCGUCUACAGAAAUGUGCAUUAUAAUAAACCUUUUCUGUACAA
Stegostoma tigrinum is the source of this 763-nucleotide messenger RNA. RefSeq names its product mitochondrial ribosomal protein L32 (gene mrpl32). The record is from RefSeq and is a predicted model, not a curated record. The transcript is spliced from 3 exons. Gene Ontology annotation, biological process: translation. Gene Ontology annotation, molecular function: structural constituent of ribosome. Bases 51 to 581 code for a protein of 176 amino acids. Gene Ontology annotation, cellular component: mitochondrial large ribosomal subunit. NCBI's taxonomy places the organism in Eukaryota, Metazoa, Chordata, Chondrichthyes, Orectolobiformes, Stegostomatidae.